Hermetia illucens (black soldier fly) is the source of this 413-nucleotide messenger RNA. It is a transcript of the gene Tim10, whose product is annotated as mitochondrial import inner membrane translocase subunit Tim10. Gene Ontology annotation, cellular component: mitochondrial inner membrane. The coding region runs from base 39 to 323 and encodes 94 amino acids. Gene Ontology annotation, biological process: protein insertion into mitochondrial inner membrane. The transcript has 2 exons. The record is from RefSeq and is a predicted model, not a curated record. NCBI's taxonomy places the organism in Eukaryota, Metazoa, Arthropoda, Insecta, Diptera, Stratiomyidae.
CGAGAAAAGUUGACUACAAUCAGAAAUAACUUAUAACCAUGGCCGCACAAAUCAGCCCAACCGACCAGGCAAAACUGCAAAUGAUGCAAGAAAUGGAAAUCGAAAUGAUGUCGGAUUUGUACAAUAGAAUGACAAACUCGUGUCAUAAAAAGUGUAUCCCGCCGAAAUAUGGGGAAGCAGACUUAGGGAAAGGGGAAUCGGUCUGUAUAGAUCGUUGCGUUGCAAAGUACUUGGACAUUCAUGAACGAAUAGGCAAGAAAUUAACAGCUAUGUCAAUGCAAGACGAGGACCUGAUGAAAAAGAUGGCCGGAGAACAGAAAUGAUUUGAAUUUUCGUCUAGUAUGUUGUGAAGAUGAAUAUUAGUGUUUAAAUUAGUUUUGUUUUUAUACAAUAUAGUAUAGCUGUAAACAAUA